GACAACUUCUGCAUUUACUGCGCUGCACAGAUUUGAAUAUAUAAAAAUGCCUUAGCUCGGUGUUUCUGCCGUGACAGUGACACACAGUUAUCAGGAUUCACUCAGAGUUGCCGCACCACACAUCUCUGCGACUUUCUCUCGAGUUCAAACUGGCAGUUGGUGCUACAACAAGCACCUGAGGUCAGAUGAACCAAAGAGGUCAAAAUAGGACAGUGGAUUCACUUGUUUCCUGCAGACUGAUAAAUUGUUCUGAAUGAACAGAAGACAAAGAGUUGAAAAAAUGUUAACGAAGACGCAUUCACUGUCCAGUGGAAUGGAGAGUCUGAAGUAAUGGAGAACACAGAGGAGAGCCCUGCAUAUGAGCAGGACCCCGCGCCUCCAGAACGAGGACUUCUCCACAUCUGGCAGUCAGCGGGCCCCAGUGAGCAGCUCUCUCCAGAGAGAGUGCUGCUUUCCAGGCCCGUUCUGCACGCCACCGUGGGAGAACACCAUGGGCUCCUGCUGACACAGGGUGGUCAGGUGUAUUCAUUCGGGGAGCUGCUGUGGAGGGAUCUGAGCAUCCCGGCAUCUGCUCCGCUGCUGGAGGUGUCUCUCCUGGGGAAGACGGUGGUCCGUGUGGCUGCCGGCGGCUUCCACUGUGGAGCGCUGACGGAGCAGGGCCACAUCUACAUGUGGGGAGAGAACACUGCAGGACAGUGUGGGCUGACUGACAGGAGCACAGUCACAAACAUCACAGUUUCAGAGCCGUGCCUGGUCAGUGUCGUGGACAGUGAGGUGGUUCCUCAAGCAGUGGUUCGGAUUGUGGAUCUGGCCUGUGGACGGGAGCACAGCCUGGCUCUGUCAUCCCAGAAUGAGCUGUGGGCCUGGGGCAGUGGCUGCCAGCUUGGCCUGGUCACAAACAAUUUCCCUGUAUGGAGACCGCAGAAGGUGGAGCACUUGGCUGGCAGACAUGUAAUUCAGGUGGCCUGUGGUGCCUACCAUAGCCUGGCCCUUGUUCGCAGUUUACCUCCUCAGAACUACAAUACCCAGAACUGCCCUGAGAAGAGGGAACGGGGCCAGUCACCUCACUACUCAGUGACAGAGAGGGAGGAGCUGGUAACAGUUGAUGAUGCUCACUACUGUCCACUGGGGGUGGAGCUGUCGGAAGCCUUAACGGGCGAGACCUCUCCCAGGAGACGAGGCCCCAGACGAAGGCUCCAACCUGGGGGAAGGUCAGCUGGCAGCAGCCCUGGCUCUGGAGCUGGUUCAUGCCCAUUUUUUGAAGACCGCAAAUAUACCACUAAACAGAAGAAUUUCCCAGUUAGUGCCAGUAUCGAGCCUGACGGGCUCAACACUGACCAUAUGACUCAGACAGAUGGCAGCCCAAAGUCCUACUCACUGUCAGGCUGGAGGGCCAAUAAGAACUCCGCUUUCCCUGAUGAGACGGAGCUCCAGAGCCUCCUCCAGAAACUCUCUGGCCACACAUUAGAGACACAACACACCACUGGUCCUGGGGAUAGUGAUUCACUGAGCAGUCACACUUCAGACGACAGCUGUGUUUCCUCAACUCCCUCCACGGAUCUGUACACCUCCAGUUACAAAGAUGAAUCGUCAGUUAAGAGUCAAACCACCAAUAACAUUGGAGUGUCUGGGCCGUACUCCUCCUCCCCUGUGUGUUUGGAAGAAGUUCGGCUUCAUCUGGAGGCAGAGAAGAAGGAACUUCAGGGGCAGAAGAGCUCCAGUCUUACAAAUAUAAACCAGAAGGCAAAAACAGCCGCAAACAGGAGACGCUCACUGCCUGGAACACCCACCCAUGGGUCUCCACGGCGACGGCGGCAUUGUGCCUGCAGGCCAUCCUCUGCUGGUCGGACCCAGGCAGCAGCACCAGAGGAGGCAGGAGACGGGUUGCCGUCUCUGGAGACAGAAGUGUGGAGCUGGGGCCGUGGGUCUGAGGGGCAGCUAGGCCACGGAGAUCAGCUUGCUAGACUCCAGCCUCUGUGCAUUAAGUCUCUGACAGGCGAGGAAGUGAUCAAAGUUGCUGCAGGGUCACACCAUUCAUUAGCACUGAGUGCUCAGUGCCAGGUGUACUCAUGGGGCAGCAACAUGUGUGGACAGCUUGGUCAUGUCAACAGUCCUGUCACUGUUCCUCAACAGGCGAAGCUGUCUGACGGUCUCCGGGUUUGGGACGUGUCAGCUGGUCAGAGCCACUCCCUUCUCCUAGCUGACGGAGACUGUGUCCAGCCAAUACUUUUGUACUGCGGUCAGCGUCAAGAUCCAUUGUCAGCGCAGAGUGAGAGGUCACACCAGAAUCAAAGGUCAUGCCAGAGGUCACCCAACAGGGCGGAGAGUUAUACAGUCAGACCCACCCUGCUGCCUUUGUGCAUGGAGAUGGGUUAUAUUAGCAGCGUGUACAGUGGCGGUCAGAGCUGUGCGGUGUUGGCAGACCAGAACAUUAUGGGCUUCAUCUCAGCUAUCCACGAGCUGGCCUCCAGAGAGAGACACUUCUACUGCUGGUUGAGCAGCGUCAGGAAGCUCCUCCUUACCCCGCUACGUAACAGAGAGGGUGUGUGCCCAUCAUUAGGUGAGCCUUGCACUCAUCUCUUCUUCUCUCUCUGUGAGAGUUUUGUUCAUCUGAGCGUCCUGAUUGGUCAACACUCCACGUCACUCAGCUACUUCCUGCAUGAUGUGCAGGGCCGUGAUGUCACCUCCUUUCCACUACUGACACACACCGAGCACUUCCUGGACAUUUAUAAAGAGUACUGUUCUGCAUUAGGUAACUUCCAGGUGAUGGGUGGAUUCCAGUCACUCCAUAAACUCUCACUUGAGUAUUUAGGAUCUCAGCAGGCCAUGCUCACUCAGCUGUGUGUUUCAGAACAGUCUGUCAGUGGUGACAUUGAUCUGGUUUCAUUGUUAUACUGGCCUCAGCAGCAGCUCCACCAAUACAGCCGAGUCCUGCUCAAACUGGCAGCCUGCUAUGAUGUGUUCACGAUGGAGUAUCAGUCUCUCCAUCAGGCCUGUAGUCAGUAUGAGUCCCUGUCUUUGUCCCUGUUGAGGAGGAAGAAGGAGGCUGAAACCACAUUUCUCUUCUGGAAGACCCACUCUGGAAAAAAUACUGAGGUUCUGCGUCUACCACAGCGUCGUGUAGUGUGUGAAAGCAGCAACAGAUCUCUGACCCUGCAGAAUGCCGGGCGGUUCUCCAACCACUGGUUCAUACUGUUCAACGAUGCACUGGUGCACACACAGUUCUCCACGCAUCACAUCUAUCCUCUGACCUGCCUGUGGGUGAAACCAGUCACUGAAGACAGCAGCAGACUCUAUGCCAUCAAAAUUACAUGUCCAGAGGAGAGUUUCACCGUGGUGGCCUCAACACCACAAGAGAAGAACAAGUGGCUGCGAUCUCUUAACCAAGCAGUGGAUCAGGUGCUGGGUGGUGGAGGUCAGGGGUCAUUGCCAGGGGUGGCGGCAAUGUCUCGUACCGCUUCUUACAUGUUCACUGGAGAAGGACGGUUUAAAGACGCCCAUUACAACGGGGGCUGGCUGGCAGGACGAAUUCAUGGCAGAGGAACCAUGAAGUGGCCAGAUGGACGGACGUACACCGGGAACUUUAAGAAUGGACAGGAGGAUGGCUAUGGGGAAUGUAUAAUACCUAACAAAGUGCUGAAUAAACCAGACACCUACCAAGGACACUGGAGAGAUGGCAAGAUCCAUGGUUUUGGCAAGUACAAGUAUGCCAGUGGCGAGGUGUACGAGGGCUGUUUCUGUGAUGGGCAGCGGCAUGGUUACGGCAUGCUGAGCUCCGGUAAACAGGUCAGAACCUCCAGCGUUUUCAUUGGCCAGUGGGUGCAGGACAGGAAGACAGGGUACGGCGUCUACGAUGACAUCACCAGAGGUGAGAAGUAUAUGGGAUUGUGGCUGGAUGACCAGAGGCAUGGUAGCGCUGUGGUUGUCACACAGUCCAGUGUGUACUAUGAAGGGACCUUCAAAGAGAACAAGAUGAAUGGUCCAGGGCUGCUUGUGUCCGAUGACGACACAGCUCUCAAUGGGGAGUUUUCUGAUGACUGGACUGUCAACGGGAAGGGUGUUUUGUCCUUGGCUAACGGUGAUUGUAUAGACGGCCUGUUCAGUGGAGAGUGGAGCGCAGGGCUGAAGGUGGUGGGAACAUACAACAAACCAGCCAUCGAUGAACCUGAAAACAAAGAGAGAAACAGCCUGUUCAGGUUGGGUCAGUAUGUGGUGCCUGCAGGUCAGAGGUGGGUCUGUGUGUUUAAUGAAUGUUGGAGUCGACUGGGCUGUGAUGUAGCUGGGAGAGGAGAGAGGACUACAGCCUGGGAGAACAUUGCUGUUACCAUAACAACUGCACGGCGCCACAGCCCAGACCUCAGUAGGUCUCAGAGCAAAGUAUUGGAGUGUUUGGAGUUUAUUCCCCAGCACGGAGAACCUGUCACCACUGCAAACUAUGACAACAUACGACGAUAUCUCAUCAAGGCAUGUGAGACCCCCCUCCACCCUCUGGGCUGGCUGGUGGAGACGUUGGUAACAGUUUACAGGAUGACUUACGUCGGUGUGGGAUCCAACCGCAGGCUGCUCAGGCUGGCUGUCCAGGAGGUCCAGGCUUACCUCAUUCAUUACUACAGCAUUGUCAGGUUUCUGUUUCCAGGGUUACCAGAUGAUGGUGGCAUCAUCCCAGACCCUCCAACCUCCCCAUCCACAAGCAGGCACAACUCUAACACAGCAGAGCAAGGUGUUGUGGUGGUGAGCUGCUCCUCUCUGCUCCUCCCUCUGCUGCUCCCUCGACUCUACCCUCCUCUCUUUACCCUGUACUGCCUGCAGGAGGAGCAGGAGGAGGCCCAGUACUGGGAGCGCAUCCUUCGACUCAACAAACAGCCCGACCAGUCACUGCUCAGCUUCUUGGGAGUGCAGGAGAAAUUCUGGCCAGUGUGGAUGUCAAUUCUUGGAGAGAAAAAACAGAUUGUGUCCAGCAGUAAAGAUGCCUGCUUCGUUUCUGCUGUAGAGACACUCCAACAAAUCAGCACCACCUUCACUCCAUCAGACAAACUCCUGGUCAUCCAGAAAACAUUUGAGGAGUUGACCCAGGAAGUAAGACCUAUGCUUGAUGGUAAUUUCCUGUGGUGCAUGGAUGACCUGCUCCCCCUCUUCAUCUACGUGGUUCUCAGAGCUAGGAUCAGGAACCUGGGAGCUGAGGUCAGUCUGAUAGAAGAUCUGAUGGACCCCAACGUCCAGCAUGGAGAGAUGGGACUAAUGUUCACAACACUGAAGGCCUGCUAUAUCCAGAUCCAGCAUGAAUCGACUACGUAAAAGGGGAGAGGAGGAGGCCCCACAGUCAGCAGGAUGUGGGAACUGCAGUGAUUGCACAGUUACACACAGGAGCUGCCAGAACAAACCAGUCAAACCACGUGUAUUCCACUGGUAGCCACUGGGAAGCUGCAGUGAACAGAGGGUGUGGAGAGUCUAACACCCUCACCUUCUGUCAGGAAAUAAUAUCUGACACUCCAGUUUUGAUCCUAUUGGUAUGUCACAGAACUCCAGAGUUCCUUCAUUUCUAUUAAAGACAGCAUUCAGAGGAAAGCAACAUAUUGCCCUCUUGUGGACAUAUUAGAAAACUGCCUUAUCAUCUUCAUUGCAAAGGCAACGCUGUAAAAACACU
Seriola dumerili (greater amberjack) is the source of this 5644-nucleotide messenger RNA. RefSeq names its product alsin-like. The transcript has 40 exons. Bases 331 to 5295 code for a protein of 1654 amino acids. The record is from RefSeq and is a predicted model, not a curated record. Lineage: Eukaryota; Metazoa; Chordata; Actinopteri; Carangiformes; Carangidae. Gene Ontology annotation, molecular function: guanyl-nucleotide exchange factor activity.